CGAAAAUCUGAGCUGAAAAAAUAAAAACUAUUUUUCUUUACUGGGCGAAGUGACUGGAUUUUGAUUCCUUUCCCUUUUUCUUAUAAACAAAAAUACAAUGACUCUUCAUAGAUUCGAAACCGAGAUUUACAACGAAAUACUGCUGGAGGCAGAAAGACGCAAGGCGGCCGACUUGAAAUUGUUGGUAAUGUGCAAGGAUCUGGGAAAUACCGCUACCAUGAGCGCCAUUCAGGAAGCCAUUGGCAGGCACUAUAUUUCUGAGAUCCCUUUGAUGGAAAAACAUAGAUCUGUCAACCCUUACAAUGUCUUUUGUCAAAAGGAAAGGGCAAGAGUCAAUGCAGAAAAACUUGCUGUGGAGAACUCAUUUACAGAAACCUCUUCUGUAGAUGACUCAUUUGUUAGUUUGACACCUAGUGUUUUGUCUGAGAGGUACAAGAGCCAGACUGAAGAUGACAUGGAAGUACUGGAGGAAAUGGUCAGUAACGUCCAGGCAGGCAAGGGAUAUGAGAAUCUCCUUAGGUCUGGCAUGACUAAGGCAAAGGUCCGAACGACCUUCAUUAACUAUAUCACGGCCAUGCACCGCUUUCAUGGAACAGAAACCGCUGUGAUUUUUGGUAGCGGUAAAUCUUGGGAUUCGGUUGCUGUUGGAGAAAACGUUGAGAAGGCGGAUCUCCAACGAUGGAGGAAGGAAGUCAGGAUUCUUGUCAAUCCAAUUUCCAUGGCUCAAAAAGCCCGGAAUACUGCUGCUGCCCUUGAACAGUCCAAGGAGAUUAAGGAGGUAAAAGAUGCGAUCAAGGCGAAGCUCAAUGCCCAAUGCGGGACAUCAUAUAAUGUACUGCAUUGGAAUAAAAUGGUGAAGGCUGAGACCUUGGGAGCGGUUGUCCCACUGCUCAAGUUCAUCGUGGUCAAGAAUUGGCCUCUGGACCACUUUAACUUCUUGGAGAUAAAAAAGGCACACAACAUCCGAAAGAUAAAGGGUAGCCUGGAUUGCCUUGAGUUCAGGUUGACUCGUCAUUUCAACAGUCGACUUGCGAUGUUGACAUCUGAUGUGCCAAGUGCCACAAUCUCCGAGCCAAGCGUUGAAGCUUCUACUGAGCCAAGUGGCAUGGCAGUUGAUAAUGUCAACGAAUAAAAAUAUCCUUUUUUUUUUAUUGA
Molecule: messenger RNA, 1155 nt
Organism: Mucor mucedo
Lineage: Eukaryota; Fungi; Mucoromycota; Mucoromycetes; Mucorales; Mucoraceae
Exons: 4
Coding region: 98-1132 (344 amino acids)
Source: RefSeq, a predicted model, not a curated record